AGCACGCUUGUCGAGGGAGAUAGGCCUAUAGUUGUCAAAGUUGCUAGUACUGGUAUUAGCAACUUCCCAUUGGUUAGGUACGAGACUGAUCUCCCAGAUUUUGUUGAAAAGCGUCAGCAUGGUUUCCUUUCUUUUGGACCCAUUCUAAUUAGAAAUUCUGGAUGA
Messenger RNA from Rodentolepis nana, 165 nucleotides. The record is from the annotation of a GenBank genome assembly. NCBI's taxonomy places the organism in Eukaryota, Metazoa, Platyhelminthes, Cestoda, Cyclophyllidea, Hymenolepididae.